Rubroshorea leprosula is the source of this 1270-nucleotide messenger RNA. The record is from the annotation of a GenBank genome assembly. Lineage: Eukaryota; Viridiplantae; Streptophyta; Magnoliopsida; Malvales; Dipterocarpaceae.
CAUCCCCCACCAUCCUCCAUCCUUCACCAACUCUCAUCACCAAUCUUGCUCCUCCAAACCCUCUCACCCACAUCUCAUAAAUCCCCUAAGUAGUAGCUCAUUGUUCCCCACUGCACCACAGUCGCGUGUUGCCUUCGGCAGCCUUGGGUUUCCCUUUUCGGCAAGCAGACGCUAGCCCCCCUCAAGUUCCUGUUGUUUCUGCCUUUCAGGUUUCCAUUUUAGGAGGAACUGUCUCUCUCUCUCUCAAUUUUUUGGUUCUAAGUCACCACCAUCUCCUUGAAACCUUGAAUACUUGCUGUUGUAAGCCUACAAGAAGAGGUAAGUAAAAGUAUGGUAAUGUCUUUUGGAUUUGAGGCAAAGAUUUUUUUUAUAAGCAAAUUUCUAAUGGUUUUUGAAAUGAUGGCAGGACUAAACCCAUUUUACACAAACACGAGCAUGAUUGGUUGAAAUGAAAUUAUUAUCAUUUCCAUUGAGUUGAGCAUGCCUACUUGGAGUUUAUUUGAUUGUCCUAAUGAUCUAGAAAUUAUUUGUAAAUUAUGGUUUUCUUGUUAACUUCUACCUAGUUUUGUCUCCAAUAUGGUCAUGAUUUACUGUGGCUAUUAGUGGGAGGUUUAUAAACACUAGCACAUGUCGACAUGUUACUUAUGGAAUCGGUUCAUUCUUGUUAUACCUGUUAUCCUGCUAGUGGGAUACACUAGCAAAACUUGUGCCUGUCAGUGGCAGGUUUAUAAACAUUGGCCAUGACCUAUAGAGGAGACGUCUAUUUCAUUCUUGUACUUAAACCCAUUUUUCUUGAUGCUUGAUUACACUUGUUGGCAUGCUUUAUACAUUAAAUAAGGGCUAUCCAUAUUUUUACCUACUAAAUUAUUUCAUAGAGUAUUUUUCCCUCAUCCACCAUUUCAAGUACUAAAACCAAAGACGCGGGAAAACUGAGGGGAGUGAUGAGCUAGAAGGCUAGCCAUUUGUAAUUCAAACUUAGAUUAUCUUGGAGUUAGGCUAGCCACAUAUAUUUGGACUUAGCUUAUUUUGUAAUUAGGUUUGCAAGCUAAAUUUUAUUUUUAGAUUUUUGCAAAAUUGUUCCAUGGAUUGUUAGUUAUGAAUUUAAUGAGUUCCGAGUCUUGUGCAUUUGUGGGAUUCUCUCACAAGUGUAUGGUGUCUGUUUUGCCCUUGGAUUUGGGUUCUGAGGUGUGAUAGAUAUUUUGCAAGGUACUUAUAAUGUAAUAUUUGGCAAAGAGACAAAGAAGAGACGAUAUAAAACUGGCAUUUUGAA